Messenger RNA from Ceratosolen solmsi marchali, 686 nucleotides. It is a transcript of the gene crim, whose product is annotated as QVR superfamily protein crim. Gene Ontology annotation, biological process: sleep; positive regulation of voltage-gated potassium channel activity; regulation of synaptic transmission, cholinergic. The transcript has 3 exons. The record is from RefSeq and is a predicted model, not a curated record. The coding region runs from base 79 to 573 and encodes 164 amino acids. NCBI's taxonomy places the organism in Eukaryota, Metazoa, Arthropoda, Insecta, Hymenoptera, Agaonidae.
UAACAGAUCUGAACUCCGUAGAAGAUACUGCACUGGAGAGAACGAGAUAGGUUUAUUCGACGAAAGUUUUAUGUGUAAAUGAUAAAUGACGCUUAUCUAAGCAAAAUGUUCAAAAGUAUAUUGUGUAUUUCAUUGUUCGUAGGAACAUUGGUACAAAAAGGUGAUGCUUUAUAUUGCUAUCGUUGCAAUAGCAAUCAACCUGGAUGUGGAACACCAUUUAACUGGCUUUGGUACUGGGGAGAAACGUGCCCAGAAUAUGACGACAAAUGUGUUAAAAUUAUUGAGAGAAAAGGAGCUGAAACAGUAAUUACUCGAGAAUGUUUAAGUGCUGUUAGGGGUUUUAGGACUGAUAUACCAGCAGAUAAAUACGAAGGCUGUAGACCUGCUGCCAAAGAUGUCCGAUUAGGGCAUUAUGUCAACAAUAGUAUUCAUCAGCUGGAUAUUUAUAGAAAUUUUUACGAUGAAGUAACAUGGUGUAUAUGUUACUUUGAUCAUAGAUGCAAUAGCGCUUCUCAAACUGUAUUGUCUAUGCUUACUGCAACUGCUAUUAUUGCCAUUAGGUUAUUAGUUUAAAGAAACGAAGCCUGAUUGUAUACAAAAGCUAUCCGUCCAUUAAUUAUAGAAUUAUUUAAAGAAUCACAAAUAUUGUGAUAAAUCUAUAUACAAAACCAUCCAAUUACUUUAAG